Molecule: messenger RNA, 2801 nt
Organism: Sclerotinia trifoliorum
Lineage: Eukaryota; Fungi; Ascomycota; Leotiomycetes; Helotiales; Sclerotiniaceae
Source: the annotation of a GenBank genome assembly
CACGACUUUCGUAAAUCACAAAGCUUGAAAAGUUCCCCAGACUUUCUUUGACUCAUACCUAUUAUUGGAUGAGUCCUCGGUGAAUGCGAUCUUUUCGUAGCCUUACAAGAAAUAUUGUUCUCAAACCAAAAUUAAGCCCACGACUGGCGUUUCGAACCUUUACAUCUACAACACCCCACAAUAAAUAUCAAGUACCAAAAUCGAAGAAGGACAACAUAAUGUCGACUACUACCACCCUAAAGGGCCAGCCCCUUGAUCGUCAGGUCCUCGAUUCUAUGUUGAGGCGGCGAAUGUUCUACACUCCUUCUUUCGAAAUCUACAACGGAGUCGCUGGUCUAGUAAGCAAUGAUUCUUUUAUACAACACUCCCAAGGUCCAAUGCCAUAUAAAUCUUUCAUGUCUAAGCCUCUUUACAUUCUAAUACAGAUUCCAUUGUUCAAUCUACUCGGAGAUGCUUUUUAUAGGCAAUUGCUGACUUCCACGUAGUAUGACUAUGGCCCACCUGGUUGCGCUCUACAGGCAAAUGUUAUUGACCUAUGGCGCAAACACUUCGUCCUGGAAGAAGACAUGUUGGAGCUGGAUUGUACGGCAUUAACUCCAGCUGAAGUUCUCCAAACCAGUGGACAUGUAGAUAAGUUCGCAGAUUGGAUGUGCAAGGACCCUAAGAACGGUGAUAUUCUACGAGCGGACCAUUUCGUUGAAGACAUCCUCGAAUCGAGAUUGAGAGGUGACAAGGAGGCUAGAGGUGUUAAGAUCGUCGAAGAGGAAGAGGACCCAUCUAAAAAGAAGAAGAAGAAGAAGACCAAGGGAAUUGAAGCCGUGAAGCUCGAUGACGCAGUUGUCCAGGAGUACGAGGAGAUCUUGGCUAAGGUAAGGUCACUUAAUGAUAUUACAAGUAUAGCUAUUGACUUUUCAGAUUGAUAACUACAACGGCGAAGAGCUCGGUCAAUUGAUUAAAAAGUACGAAAUGAAGAACCCAGAGACUGGCAUGGAGCCUUCCGCACCAGUAGCCUUUAACCUUAUGUUCCAGACUGCAAUUGGCCCAAGUAGUAACACACCAGGUUAUCUACGACCCGAAACUGCUCAAGGUCAAUUCCUCAACUUUGCCAAGCUUCUUGAGUACAAUCAACAGCAAAUGCCAUUCGCUUCGGCCUCCAUUGGCAAGUCAUACAGAAACGAGAUCUCUCCCCGUGGUGGUUUACUAAGAGUUCGGGAGUUUUUGAUGGCUGAAAUUGAACAUUUUGUCGACCCCGAAGGUGGCAAGAAGCACGAUCGUUUCAACGAUGUCAAAGAUGUAGAGCUUGUUUUGUUGAAUCGCCAUACUCAAUUAGCCGGCAAAACCGAUGUUGAAAAAAUGGCUAUCGGCAAGGCCGUUGAAAAUGGCACUGUUGAUAACGAAACUCUUGGCUACUUUUUGGCACGAAUCCAACUUUUCCUGGCGAAAAUUGGUGUAGACCAAUCUAAAGUUAGAUUUAGACAGCACAUGGCUAACGAGAUGGCUCAUUAUGCUGCAGAUUGCUGGGAUGCUGAGCUGCAUACUAGCUCUGGUUGGGUUGAGUGUGUUGGUUGUGCAGACAGAAGUGCUUAUGAUCUCAGCGUACACGCAAAAAAGACCGGUGCGCCAUUGAUGGUCCGCCAAAGAUUGGAUAUCCCAAUCACUAUCGAGGAAUGGCAAAUUGAUCUUGACAAGAAAAAGUUCGGCCCUAAAUUUAAGAAGGAUGGUAAGGCAGUCGAGGCUGCUAUUGAGGCUCUGUCACAAGAAAAGCGAGAAUCGUUCGCAAAAGAUCUCAAGGAUAAUGGAAAGAUUGUUAUUGAGGUCGACGGGAUUGCCGACGGUAAGGCUGAAGUCGGUGCCGAUCUUAUCAAGAUUGAGCUCCGAACCAGGGUUGAAAACACGAGAGAAUAUACCCCAAAUGUAAUUGAACCCUCAUUCGGUAUCGGUAGAAUUUUGUACGCCUUGAUGGAGCACAACUACUGGACCCGUGGUAGUGAAGGUGGUGAUGAAGCACGUGGUGUAAGUGAUGUUCAUUCUCGUGCAUUUACAGCGACUAACUAAAUGCAGGUCCUCUCCUUCCCGCCAAUUGUUGCUCCUACUAAAGUACUGCUCGUUCCUCUCUCCUCUCAUGAGAGUUUCAAACCCUUCCUGAAGCAAAUCUCAUCUAAACUCCGAUCCAUGGGUAUCUCCAGCCGUGUUGAUGACUCUUCAGCAUCCAUCGGCAAGCGUUACAGUCGAAACGAUGAACUUGGUACUCCUCUUGGUAUCACGGUUGACUUCCAAAGUGUCAAUGAUAGCACAUUCACUUUGAGAGAUAGAGAUUCCACCAAGCAAGUCCGUGCAUCCCAGGAAAAGAUCCUGGCGGCUAUCAAAGAGUUGGUCGACGGAACUAAGGUUUGGGCAGAUAUUGAGAAAGAACUGCCAAUUUUCGAGGGCCAAGAAGCUGAGAUUCCUGCUCGUUAAGAUAUAGAAACUUUUACAUUCAACGAAGAUUUAUCACAUGUUAUCAAAGAGGAGUGUGGAGAUCUUGUGUGUCCUGAACAUCUCUAGGUUAAUCCUUGGGAAUCCGAUAUCACAUGUAGAUUGUGAUAUCGUAUAGCGCCAAAUGAUAAAAAUAAACAUUUCACUAACGUCCAACGAACCUUUCCCAGCAGAUCUUCCUGGGAAAAGGGAAAUGGCCCAUUGAUAAGAUAAACUGUCAUCAUCGUAAUCUGUAUAGGUAAACUCAAAUUUGAAAAUGGGCACUGCGUGCGUAGUGAGCUUUCAUCCUUCCUUUUCGCUUCCAGAAGUUCUAUGGUAACUAGGAG